ACUGUAAGCACAAGAAAAUGGCGACGUCUCUGGGAUCCAACACAUACAAUCGGCAGAACUGGGAGGAUGCGGAUUUCCCUAUUUUGUGCCAGACCUGCCUUGGAGAAAACCCCUAUAUCCGAAUGACCAAAGAAAAAUAUGGAAAAGAAUGCAAGAUCUGUGCCAGGCCGUUUACCGUUUUUCGUUGGUGCCCUGGUGUUCGUAUGCGUUUUAAGAAGACCGAAGUGUGCCAAACAUGCAGCAAGCUGAAGAAUGUCUGUCAGACUUGCCUUCUUGACUUGGAAUAUGGUUUACCUAUUCAGGUUCGUGAUGCUGGACUCUCACUUAAAGAUGAUAUGCCCAAGUCUGAUGUUAAUAAAGAAUAUUACACCCAAAAUAUGGAAAGAGAGAUCAUGAAUUCAGAUGGCACUCGACCUGUUGGUGCUCUUGGAAAGGCAACAUCUACCAGUGACAUGCUGCUAAAAUUGGCUCGGACCACCCCUUACUACAAGCGCAAUCGCCCUCAUAUUUGUUCAUUCUGGGUGAAAGGAGAAUGUAAAAGAGGGGAGGAGUGUCCUUACAGACAUGAAAAACCUACAGAUCCGGAUGAUCCUCUUGCAGAUCAGAACAUUAAAGAUCGCUACUAUGGUAUAAAUGAUCCUGUGGCUGAUAAGCUCCUUAAGCGAGCUUCUACAAUGCCUCGACUAGACCCCCCUGAUGACAAGACCAUUACAACCCUAUACGUCGGUGGUCUAGGCGAUACUAUCACUGAGUCUGAUCUUAGGAAUCACUUCUAUCAGUUUGGUGAGAUUCGGACAAUAACAGUGGUCCAGAGGCAGCAGUGUGCAUUUAUCCAAUUUGCUACCCGACAAGCUGCAGAAGUAGCAGCAGAAAAAUCCUUCAACAAACUCAUUGUGAACGGCCGCAGGCUUAAUGUGAAGUGGGGCAGAUCUCAAGCAGCCAGAGGGAAAGAGAAGGAACGAGAAGGGACUACAGAAUCUGGUCUAAAACUGGAACCAGUUCCUGGUCUACCUGGAGCUCUUCCACCUCCUCCUGCAGCAGAAGAGGAAGCAACUUCUGCAAACUACUUCAAUCUAUCUCCUAGUGGCCCUCCAGCUGUUGUAAACAUUGCCCUUCCGCCACCACCUGGCAUUGCGCCGCCACCACCACCAG
Molecule: messenger RNA, 1152 nt
Organism: Thamnophis sirtalis
Lineage: Eukaryota; Metazoa; Chordata; Lepidosauria; Squamata; Natricidae
Source: RefSeq, a predicted model, not a curated record